Trichobilharzia szidati is the source of this 783-nucleotide messenger RNA. The record is from the annotation of a GenBank genome assembly. NCBI's taxonomy places the organism in Eukaryota, Metazoa, Platyhelminthes, Trematoda, Strigeidida, Schistosomatidae.
CACUUAUUUCCCCGAUACGAAUUUAAAACAAGCAAGCAACAACAAAAGGUUUUAAAUAUUUAAAUAAUUCAUAAGUAUGGGAGACGUCAUGUUGAAAAAGUGAAAAUCAGCACAGUAGAGAAAAAGCCUAUCUUUCUGCAGCUGGCAUUCAAAGGUGAUGAUACUGCCAGUAGAAUAAGAUGCAGACUGAACGCUGCUAUGAAAAGAACAUAUCCAGCCGCCAAGCUUGUAUGUGUUUAUCAAACAACUAGUUGUUUGAGACAAUCAAAAGUGGACAAAUACCCACCUCAUGUUACCUCCAACUGUGUUUACCAAUUUACAUGUACGUGCCAAAGCACCUACAUCGGAAGAACAGAGAGAAGUGUUAUUGUCCGCAUUUCUGAACACAUACCAAAGAACCUGAGACUGAAAGGUCCACAAGUAUUAAACAGUGCAAUUACGCGUCAUCUAUUAGACACUGGUCAUAAUGUAGACAACUUGAAGUCAUUCAAAAUAAUCAACAAGCAAAAGAAACCUAACUUGCUACGCUUUGCUGAAGCAAUUGCUAUCAGACGACUUAAACCAAAUCUAUGUACUCAGAAAGAGACGGUGGUGAAUCUUGCACUGCCUUGGUGAGAAAAUAUAUACAACAGCUUGUUUGUUUUUGUUUCCAAGCCUAAUUGCCUAAUUAUUCUAUAAAUAUUUAUAAACUGUCAAAUAUUGAUCACAAUUCAUUUGAAUUAUUCUAUAAAUAGUCAGUUGUUUGUAACUAGUUAAAUCAUUCCGGACUAAUGUUACUUUUAC